This is a messenger RNA of Cuscuta campestris, 1842 nucleotides long. The record is from the annotation of a GenBank genome assembly. Lineage: Eukaryota; Viridiplantae; Streptophyta; Magnoliopsida; Solanales; Convolvulaceae.
CAGAAUUGGGAAAGGAGGAAAGAGAUAGAAGAGGCGCUGAAAAGUUGAAGAAGAAGAAGAAGAAGAAGAAAAACACACACAGGAAAGAGUGUUAUGAUCCAUGGAUCCAGUACUCCAAACUCUGCAAUUUUGGCCACUGGGGAUUUUUGUUCUUGUUCUUGCUGCGAUUUUACCCAGGCUUUUCAAUACUCAAAAGAAGAAAUCGCCCAAUAAUCUCCCCCCAGCCAUACCAGGGUUACCGGUUCUGGGAAAUUUGCUGCAGUUGAAAGAGAAAAAGCCCCACAAGACAUUCCUGAACUGGGUUGAUAAAUAUGGACCUAUCUAUUCAAUCAAGACUGGAGCUAACGCCAUUGUUGUUCUCAACUCCACUGAGCUUGCAAAAGAGGCCAUGGUAAACAAGCACCCUUCCAUCACAACAAGAAAGCUCACGAGUGCACUAAAUCUGCUCACUCAUCGCAAAACCAUGGUUGCGAUGAGUGAUUAUGGAGACUUUCAUAAGACAGUAAAGCGGCACAUGGUGACUGGCGUUUUGGGAGCAAAUGCUCAGAAACAACAUCGCAUCCAUAGAGACGUGUUGAUCGAAAAUGUUUGUAAUGAACUGCAUGAUGAGCUCAAGAAACGCCCUCAGGAAGCAGUGAACCUUAGGAGAUAUUUUCAGUCUGAACUCUUCAGAUUGGCACUGAAACAAGGGAUUGGGAAGGAUUUAGACUCUGUAUAUGUUGAGGAGUUUGGAUCUGCAGUGUCAAGAGAUAUGAUGUUCAAGUUUCUAGUCGCCGAUUGCAUGGAGGGUGCAAUCGAGGUCGACUGGAGAGAUUUCUUCCCUUACCUCAAAUGGGCUCCUAAUGGAAGGUUUGAGAAGAAAGUCCUGGAUAUACAGUUUCGCAGAGAUGCAGUAAUGAAGGCUCUCAUUAAGGAACAGAAAAAACGUGUGGAGUCCGGAGAGGAAAUAAACUGCUUUCUUGACUACUUGCUGUCGGAAGGAAAGACACUAACUGAGGAACAAAUUCAAAUGAUUGUGUGGGAGGAAAUUAUUGAAGCGUCGGACACCACUGUGGUCACCACAGAAUGGGCUAUGUAUGAAAUAGCCAAAGACCUCGAACGACAGAACAAACUACUUCAUGAGAUUCGCGUGGUUUGUGGGCCGAAUAAAGUAACAGAAGACCAUAUCCGCCAGCUUCCUUACCUUUCUGCCAUAUUCCAUGAAACAUUGAGGAAACAUGGCCCUGUUCCUAUCGUCCCUCUUCGAUACGUGCACGAGGAUGUACAACUCGGAGGUUACCAUGUACCCGCGGGAACUGAGAUUGCUGUAAACAUUCAUGCAUGCAACAUGGAGAAGGCACUAUGGGAUAGCCCUGCAGAGUGGAGGCCAGAGAGAUUUCUUGAAGGAGGGUACGAACAGAACGAUCUGUUCAAGACAAUGUCGUUUGGGGCAGGUAAGAGGGCGUGCGCCGGUGCUCUGCAGGCCAUGGUGAUUUCGUGCUUGACUGUCGGGAGAUUGGUUCAAGAAUUCGAAUGGAAGAUCAAAGAUGGAGAAGAAGAAAACGUUGCUACUUCCGGUCUUACGGCUUACAAGCUUUGUCCACUGCUAGCAAACAUUAAGCCAAGAAAUUGAGGUUGAAGAUUGGCAAAAAACAACUUAUAAUGUUGCUUUUUUGUUCAGGAAAAUGUUCAAAUAUGUUGUAAUGAUUGAAGCUUGGAUGAUGCUCUAUGAAAUAAAAUGUACUCCCUACGAUCAAAAAUAUCUUCCCGUUGCGCGUUAUGAUGUUUGACUAAAGUUAUUUUUGAAUCAUUUUAUAUAAAAAAUUGUGUGAAAUUAAAAAAAAAUAAAAAGCUAAAGAUUUA